Molecule: messenger RNA, 2564 nt
Organism: Hippocampus zosterae (dwarf seahorse)
Lineage: Eukaryota; Metazoa; Chordata; Actinopteri; Syngnathiformes; Syngnathidae
Gene: mcm7
Product: minichromosome maintenance complex component 7
Exons: 15
Coding region: 173-2347 (724 amino acids)
Biological process (GO): DNA replication; DNA strand elongation involved in DNA replication; DNA replication initiation
Cellular component (GO): MCM complex; nucleus
Molecular function (GO): ATP hydrolysis activity; single-stranded DNA helicase activity; ATP binding
Source: RefSeq, a predicted model, not a curated record
GACGACGUCAGACUCGCGCCACUUCUCAGCGGCGAGCUCGAGAGGACAACCAGCGACUUUCCGGCCAGCAGCAACGCGGUCACUCGGUGCGAGAUAAAACGACUGAUUUAGUUGAGAAGCUCGGAACGCACAAUCUGCGGGAUUGUGCAAUUAAGUCCACUCGGCAGCAGACAUGGCGCGCAAAGAUUACGCGGCGGAGAAAGAUAAAUGCAAGAGAUUCCUGCAGGAGUUUUACUCUGAGGAUGACAGUGGGAAGAAGGUGUUCAAAUACGGUGCACAACUUGUUGCUCUGGCUCACCGAGAGCAAGUGUCUCUCUAUGUGGACCUGGACGAUGUGGCUGAGGAAGACCCCGAACUGGUGGAGAGUAUCUGUGAAAAUGCCAAGCGCUACACAAGCCUCUUUGCCGACGCCGUGCACGAACUGCUGCCCUCGUACAAAGAACGAGAUAUUGUGGCCAAGGAUGCUCUGGAUGUGUACAUUGAGCACCGGCUGAUGAUGGAACAGCGAUCACAUGACCCAGCUGACACUCGUGACGCUCGAAACCAGUACCCGGCGGAGCUCAUGAGAAGAUUCGAGCUCUACUUCAAGCCCCCCAGCACAGCAAAACCAAAAGUGGUGCGCGACGUGCGGGCAGACAGCAUCGGGCACCUGGUGACCGUCAGAGGCAUCGUGACCCGGGCCACUGAGGUCAAGCCCAUGAUGGCUGUGGCUACGUACACGUGUGACCAGUGCGGUGCAGAGACGUAUCAACCGAUCCAGUCGUCGUCCUUUAUGCCACUCGUCAUGUGUCCCAGCCAAGAGUGCACCACCAACAAAUCUGGCGGUCGCCUCUACCUGCAGACAAGAGGUUCCAAGUUUGUCAAAUUUCAGGAGCUUCGUAUUCAGGAGCAUAGUGACCAGGUGCCUGUUGGUAACAUCCCGAGAAGUAUGUCUGUAUACGCACGGGGUGAAAACACACGACUUGCACAACCAGGUGACCAUGUGGCCAUCACAGGAAUCUUCCUGCCACUUCUGCGCACUGGCUUCAGACAGGCGACGCAGGGUCUUCUGUCAGAGACUUUCAUGGAAGCUCAUGCCAUUACACUCAUGAACAAGACCGAGGACGAUGAGUUGGGAAAUGAAGAGUUGACUGAGGAAGAGCUGCGCAGCAUCACAGACGAAGGGUUUUACGAGAAACUGGCUGGAUCGAUCGCACCAGAGAUUUACGGCCACGAGGAUGUGAAGAAGGCUCUGCUCCUGCUGCUGGUCGGAGGUGUGCAACAAGCUCCGAAAGGCAUGAAGAUCCGAGGUAACAUCAACAUCUGCUUAAUGGGAGAUCCUGGAGUGGCCAAGUCCCAGCUCUUGUCCUACAUUGACCGCCUGGCUCCCCGUAGCCAGUACACGACAGGCCGAGGCUCGUCGGGUGUGGGCUUGACGGCAGCCGUGAUGCGAGACCCCCUAACGGGUGAGAUGACCCUGGAAGGUGGCGCUCUCGUGCUGGCUGAUCUGGGUGUGUGCUGCAUCGACGAGUUUGACAAGAUGGCUGACGCCGACCGCACGGCCAUCCAUGAAGUGAUGGAGCAACAGACCAUCUCGAUUGCCAAGGCUGGCAUCAUGACCUCCUUGAACGCCCGCUGCUCCAUCCUGGCCGCCGCCAACCCGGCGUACGGCCGAUACAACCCCAAGAAGAGCAUCGAGCAGAACAUACAGUUGCCAGCUGCACUGCUGUCACGUUUUGACCUGCUCUGGCUCAUCCAGGACAAGCCGGAUGCCGAUGCCGACCUGCGUCUUGCCCAGCACAUCACCUACGUACACCAGCACUGCCGCCAACCUCCCACGCACUUCACCCCCAUCGACAUGAAGCUCAUGAGACGUUACAUUUCCGUGUGUAAGAAGAAGCAGCCAGUGGUGCCCGGCUCGCUGGCAGAUUACAUCACCGCCGCGUAUGUGGAGAUGAGAAAGGAGGCGCGGGUCAGCAAAGACACAACCUUCACCUCGGCCCGCACCCUCCUCUCCAUCCUCCGCCUCGCCACCGCGCUGGCUCGCCUCCGUUUGAUGGACGGCGUGGAGAAGGAGGACGUCAACGAGGCUAUGAGGCUGAUGGAGAUGUCCAAAGAUUCACUGCAAACAGACAAGUCCAGCAAUGCAAGGACUCAGCGUCCGGCAGACGUCAUCUUUUCCCUGGUGCGCGAGCUGGCCACAGAGGGCGCAGCGGGCCGCGGCGCUGUGGUGCGCAUGUCGGAAGCCGAGCAGCGGUGCGUGUCGCGGGGCUUCACCCCCGCUAUGUUCCAGGAGGCCCUAGAGGAGUACGAGGAGCUCAACGUGUGGCAGAUCAAUCAGGCUCGAACCCGCAUCACCUUCGUCUGAAACGGACGGACGGGCAGGCGACACUUUUUUUCACAUUUUUCCGUCAAUAUUCUCCAUUAAGCCUUUAGUGUUCCCUCUUUAGAGAAUUGUACUUGUAAAUAGGUCAGAACUUCCGAGUCUGAUCCACAGUAAAAAUAUUUCUGUAUAUGUGUACACAUUGUAAUGCAACAUUAUUCUUUUUUUCUGAGGCAAAUCUAUAAUAAAUUUAUCAUACGCU